Molecule: messenger RNA, 2031 nt
Organism: Orbilia oligospora ATCC 24927
Lineage: Eukaryota; Fungi; Ascomycota; Orbiliomycetes; Orbiliales; Orbiliaceae
Exons: 6
Coding region: 1-2031 (676 amino acids)
Cellular component (GO): lipid droplet
Source: RefSeq, a predicted model, not a curated record
AUGGCCGCAACACAACCACAACAGCCAAAACCUCCCUCGCCGCAGCUGAUGGACGAACACCAUCCACCCUUUCUUCGACAUUCAUCGCUCACCCUUGAUCUUGCUCUCGGGCAAACGGCUUCUGGAAUGGAUUUACCGCCAAUUGCAGCGCUCUUCCUUAUCCGAUUCGACAUCAAGGCUGGUUACUUGAUUGAGUGGAAGAGGACAGCGACUGGAGUGAAUAUCGAUGGAGUCGAAUACAAAUCGCUGCCUUCGGGGCUGCAUAAGCUCAGUGAGGAUUUGGUGUACUUUGUGCAUCAGCCCUUUGCUGGUGUCGCAGCUUUCAUAAAUGCCCCGGCAGGCGAAGAAAACCGAAACUCGAAUAUGUUAUCUGUUGGAGUCUUGGUUCCACUAGCGUACGGUAGACUCGGUCGAAGUUGGAGACACGCUCAGAAUCUGAAGGAACUGGCUGUCUCACUUGCUAAGAAUCCGUCCGAUCAUGAACCCCUCAAAAAUUAUUUUACGCUUUAUCAUGCCUCCGACGAACUUAUGGAACAACAUAUGAACAACAAGAAUACCAUCCCCCAUUCGCCCGGGAUCCCUCGUUCGGUAUCCUUCCAGCAAGUGAAAAGCCAACCACGCAUGCACCUCAGGCAUAGAUCGAUAUCGGAUGCCACAGCCUUGCUUGUUCCUGGACAGACAUUGUCACCCCACCACCCCGCUCUAUCGCUCCCUGAUUUUGUAUUGGCAUUUGGACCUCUUAUCUUUCCAUUGCAUCGGGCAGCGCUUAUGAGAAAGAGGAUAUUACUAGUGGCAGAGGCUCCUGUUGAGAAGGCUUGCAAUUUUGUUUACGAUAUCUCUGUCCUUUCGAAUAUCCCCUUCGCUGUCGCUGAUCUCAUAACUCCGGAGUUACCUCGCUUGAAGCCACUAUUUAGCAUCGGUGUUCAUGAUAUCCCUACUCUCGAACUCGAGGCGGCUCAAAUCAAAAACCGCGCUUCCGGCCUUCCAUACACUACUAACGGCAGUGAUUUGAACAAUGCAGGAGAGCUUGGUAGUUGGGUUGCAGCAACCACGGACAGUAUUCUUGCCAUGAAGAAAGACCUUUACGAUAUCCUCGUCAAACUCCCACCCCCGGAGAGCGAAAACGCUAAAGAAAAAGUUUGGCCGACAAUCGAACUUUCGUCAACAGGGGAACAGCUCAAGGCAACCCAGAGAGAUCUACGCAGAUACCGUGCACUCAAAAGGAGCUUGAGCCGGUAUGCCAGUCAUCCAACAGAAAAUCCCUUCUACGACGAUGUCCCAGAUACCCACGACGACGACGAUAUGGGAAGUUCGAUACACGAGUAUGACGAAAAUGAUGAGUUAGUGCAACCAAUUCUCGAGAGGCGAACAUCCACAAUAUCAACUAGGUCGAUACCACAAUUCAAAGACAUCGAUUCAAAUUCUGAUCUAGAGGAAACUGUCUGUGAGAAGCUGUCGUGGCCUCAACUCGCAUAUGAAAGCUUCAUAUGGUGGGCUUCGGCAGGCGAACAGCGUAUUGAUAUUGGAGACGGUGAUUCUGAGGGACUAGAGGCGAGACCUGGGAGCGAGGACGAGGCUACAGGCUACAGUACACUAGCCACUCCCGGUGGACAGAAGCCAGUGUUCUUAGCUCAUCAGAGAAGGAGGAGUACCGGGCUGAGUAUCUCGGGUAUGGAUGGCACCGGGCCUUUGGGGAAUGCUGAGAUGGAUAUCAUCGCAUACUUCCAUAGAAUGACGAGUCGUAUCGUGGGCGGUAUGGCGGAUAUCAUCGAAGCUAGCGGACUCAGUGAAGGAGAAGGCGAGGCAGCCCCACCAGACACAGAGGGAUUUGCUUAUAGAGGGGAUAUCGAACCUAGCCCUGAUGAUGAUAGAUGGGUCUUUAUCAGCCCUGACGAUAUGCUGAGGCUUGGCUUAGAUCAAUGGAGCACAAACGAUGAGAAGUUUUUGAGGGAGGUAACGAGGUUGUGGUUUAAGAGGGAUGCGAUGGUGGAGAGGAGUGGAUUUCAGAUUUGUGGAGUCAAGCUAUGCUAG